Mercurialis annua (annual mercury) is the source of this 1911-nucleotide messenger RNA. Its product is annotated as phosphopantothenate--cysteine ligase 2-like. The transcript is spliced from 13 exons. Gene Ontology annotation, molecular function: phosphopantothenate--cysteine ligase activity. The record is from RefSeq and is a predicted model, not a curated record. Gene Ontology annotation, cellular component: nucleus; cytoplasm. Gene Ontology annotation, biological process: coenzyme A biosynthetic process. Bases 659 to 1618 code for a protein of 319 amino acids. Lineage: Eukaryota; Viridiplantae; Streptophyta; Magnoliopsida; Malpighiales; Euphorbiaceae.
UUUGAGGAGAGCACAUAUCAAGAUCACAAGCAAAAUUUAUAUAUAACAGAAGCCCAAGUAAUUUAUAUUCCAUCAAGUUUAAUAAUGCAUAAGUCUAACCAAUUAGCGAUAUUUUUCGUAGGAGAAUUCAAUUACCUUUUUGAUUGCAACUGAUUUCGAUAGAAAACAACACAGCUUUUAUCAAUCUCGGCCACUGUUCUUCUUCCCUAUUCCUGCCACCGUCGGUCUUCCCCUUUUGCCACCGCGGCUCGGCCUCUUCUCCUUCUCUUUUCACAGCCGUCGGUCUUCCUUUCCUCUCACCGCACCACCAUCCUCCGCUCACCGCACCACCGUCCACUUCUCGCCGCCGGUGAUAAGUUUCCACCUCGCUGCCGUCCAUUCACCUCGCAGCUGUUUGCCCACCUCCGGUUCCGCCUCGCUGCCGUCGUUCAUCCCCCGCCAGUUUUGUUCCUGUAGCCGUUUGCUGAUAGCCGCUGAUUUUGCCAUCGUCUAUUCGUGCUGCUCCUAUUCUCAUCAUUCUCCUCUCCUGCGGUUCUACCUUUCAACAAGCAGUCGUAUCUUCGAGCGAUUGAACGACACAGGAUUGUACGUGUGUAGUUUGCAAAACCGAUGUCUACAUAGUUCGAUCACGGAAAGCAUAUAUGCACAGGGUUUUGAAAUGGAUUCAUCAAAUGGGUCAGUAAUUGAAAGCAAUCCGGAUGCUGAAAUCAAAUCAUUUUUUGACUCAGCUCCUCCUUUGAAAGACAGUGCUGCUAUUUCCAACAAAUUGAAGGAUUUCAUUCACCUAGAUGAUGGAACAGCUAGAAGAAUUGUGUGUGUGACCUCUGGUGGCACCACAGUUCCCUUGGAACAGCGAUGCGUUCGUUAUAUUGAUAAUUUCAGUUCAGGCCAUAGAGGAGCCACAUCUACUGAGUAUUUUAUCAAGGCUGGAUAUGCGGUGAUAUUCUUAUAUAGGAGGGGAAGUUACCAGCCGUAUUGCCGCUUUCUUCCUGAGGAUCCACUUCUUGAGUGUUUCGUCUCCACUGAUGGCUCAGAUAUUCAAGUGUGCCAAUCAUAUGCUGAGGCAGUGAAGAGAGCAAUUAAUGAUCAUCAUGCUGCUCUGGCAGGUGGUCACUUAUUAAAGAUUCCUUUUACAACCACGUUUGAAUAUCUUCAGAUUUUACAAAUGAUUGCAAUAUCAAUGAAUAAUCUUGGCCCACAUAGUAUGUUUUAUCUUGCUGCUGCAGUGUCCGAUUUUUAUGUACCUUGGAAGGACAUGGCGGAGCAUAAAAUUCAAUCAGCAUCUGGUCCGCUGGACAUGCGACUCGUCCAAGUGCCGAAGAUGCUCCCAGUGUUGAGGAAAGAAUGGGCUCCCUUAGCCUUCUGCAUAUCAUUCAAGCUCGAGACAGAUUCAAAGAUUCUUUUAGAGAAGGCAGAAACGGCCCUUAAAAAGUACAAGAUGCAUAUGGUUGUUGCAAAUGAACUAAUGACUCGGAAAGAGGAGGUGACAGUUGUCACAGCUGAACAAAAUAUUCCAGUCCGGCGUGAGAAGACUCAGCCUGGUUCCGACGUGGAAAAGCCUCUGAUUGAACUACUUAUAGAAAAGCAUUCAGCUUACAUCAAGGACUCUCACAUGUGAAUUGUGAUCACAGACUAUCAGCAUCAUAUAGGCGACGUAUACUGCAAUUUUCUUUGAACUUGCAACAAUGCAACAGAUAUUGUCGUUUUAAAGCAGUUUUGCAUUUUGUUCUUAUGGUGAAUAAGAAACCUUACAUAAAUUAUAGAGCAUAUACACUAUCUGUAUACUGUAAGAAAACUUGCAGAAUGGAGCUAAGGGAAACAAUCGAACUCCGUCUAGUUAUGUUAUGAGUUCGGAGAAACUUUUGAUUAAUUCCCGAUAUCCGUCUCUUAUUGAUAGAAAACCUUUUAUCA